Molecule: messenger RNA, 2704 nt
Organism: Odocoileus virginianus texanus
Lineage: Eukaryota; Metazoa; Chordata; Mammalia; Artiodactyla; Cervidae
Source: RefSeq, a predicted model, not a curated record
GCCUGAACCAGAGGACACAUCCGCCAGGCUUUGCCGCGUUUGAGGGCACACUUAGCCCCGGCUCAGAUCCCACCUGUUCUUCACGGGUGUCCCUUGGGAGCGCAAGGGUCCAGGGCCCCUUCAACUCUGAGCCUCCCCGACCCGGCACUGCCACUGGGGAGACAGGACGCUGUUCGCCAGAAAUACCUGGCACACGGGAGGCAGAGCCCAGAGCUCCCCACCCUCACACUGGCACCUGUGGUGGGUGCGGCUCCGUGUCCAGCACCGCCCUUGGGGUAACUCUGCCUCACUCAACAGCUGAGCAUUCUUUGGAUGCUGAAAUAGCCAACUAUUAGAAGAGUCUCUGCCUCAGGAGGCGAUUGCCUAAGCCUCAAAUAAAGAAGGGGCCUCCCAAGCACAGGCCAGUUAUGCACUCAGUCUGUAACAGGGCCCCAGAGAGAUUGAUUAGCAGGGAACUUUUAAGAGCCAAUACCCACAUCUUGAUGACAACUCUCCAGAAAACCUUUUAAGUUGUAACUACUUCCUGAAGGAAGAGGAGAAACAAACAACUUGACUAGUUGACCACCCACAGGAUGGAGCUAGCACUUGGGAAGUCUGGUGUUCCAGAAGGUUGGGAAUGGCUAGCAGGACAGGGGCCAGCAUGGGGCCUGGGCUGAGAGCGAGUAGGGAGGGUCCCCCAGGAAGACCUCCAUAUUGCCCGACCCACUCCAGGGCAGGGGAGCAGGCCACUGUGGCCUAUGCAGCUUGGCGAGUCCAUGCUGGACCUUGACUUUUGCUUUCUGGAGGACAAAGCCAGGCCCAGCCCGAGUCUGUCCUUGUAUGUGAGGUGGGAGAGGGAGCCGAAACUCCCAAAAGAGGGUAUGGUGGAUCUGCAGGGCUGACACAGGUAAACACCCCUGCUGUCUCUUCACUCUGAAUGGAAGGCCUCAGUCUGAAGGGUGCUUCCUUCAACAUAUAUUCGCUCCUGAUCAUGCCUUACACAGAAUUUUGCAAAACUUGUGAUCGUGACCGAAAGUUUGUUCUCCACCCUCACAUAUGUACUGAGAUGUAUGUAACUGAAGCAGAACAGAAUAAUACCUAAUUUUCUGAUAAUUUUCAGUUCAUGUUCAUAAUUUUAAAAUCUUGGUCAUAAUCUAUGAGAUUGAUUUCUGAUGAGUCGUAUUCUGCACUUGAAAAAAAAAACAACUGCCUGGUGUAAACCUUUCCAGAACCUUUCCAUCUCAGUCUUGUGUUGCUCUUACCCUAUCCUGGCUGACUGGUAUGCACACCCUGUUUUACUGAAAAGGCCAAGGGCUCCUGGAGGUGAAGUAUGCAGAGUCACAAAUCAGGUACCCUUGAGUUGUGGCUGGAACUCUGCAGAACCGUGUUCUCGCUGGGUGGCAAAUACGACAGAGGACCUGAAGUGGGGAGCACGAGGACCCGCCGCCCCCAGGGGAGGAAAAAGCGUCCAGACGGCAUGGCUCAGUGCCUCUGGCCAACCAGAGGCACCGUACUCAGAUCCACCCUCUUCCAGGUGAUUGGCCCCAGGGUGGGGGGUCCUCCUGGCAGUUCAUCCCACUUGGUCCUGGGGGUGUGGUUUCUGACACAUGGCCUGGAACGGCUUUGUCCCAGUCACCGGGUCAUUUCUUCCCUGGCUCUCGGCUGAGGUGGCUCUUGGAAGGCUGUCCCAUUGCUCCUUGACAUGGCUUUCAGGGAAGGAUCCAGGGCCUGGAAGAGAAUCUUCUGGCAGCUGAUACUACUUGCACUUGGCGGCUUAGGGCUGCUCCGAUUCGGGCUUCCUGUACUCAGGCAUCUGGAAGUCCUCAUCCCCAUGGGUGUCUGCCCUCCGGCCAGAACGCCCCUGCUGAGAGACAACUUCACGGGUCCCCUGCACCCGUGGGCCCGGCCUGAAGUCCUGACCUGUACUUCCUGGGGGGCCCCCAUUAUUUGGGACGGCACCUUUGACCCAGACGUGGCCCAGCAAGAGGCUGUACGGCAGAACCUCACCGUAGGUCUGACUGUCUUUGCUGUAGGCAGGUACCUGGAGAAGUACCUGGAGCGCUUCCUGGAGACAGCCGAGCAGCACUUCAUGGUGGGCCAGCACGUGGUGUAUUACGUGUUCACCGAGCGUCCGGCCGCGGUGCCCCGCCUGCCGCUGGGCCCCGGCCGCCGGCUGCGCGUGGAGCGCGUGGCGCGCGAGCGCCGCUGGCAGGACGUGUCCAUGGCGCGCAUGCGCGCGCUGCACGCGGCGCUGGGCGGCCGCCUGGGCCGCGAGGCGCGCUUCGUGCUCUGCAUGGACGUGGACCAGCAUUUCAGCGGCGCCUUCGGGCCCGAGGCGCUGGCCGAGUCGGUGGCACAGCUGCACGCCUGGCACUACCGCUGGCCCCGGCGGCUGCUGCCCUUUGAGCGCGAUGCGCGCUCCGCCGCCGCGCUGGGCCCCGGCGAGGGCGACUUCUACUACCACGCGGCCGUGUUCGGGGGCAGCGUGGCAGCGCUGCGGCAGCUCACGGCGCACUGCGCGCGGGGCCUGCGGCGGGACCGCGCGCGGGGCCUGGAGGCGCGCUGGCACGACGAGAGCCACCUCAACAAGUUCUUCUGGCUGCACAAGCCCGCCAAGCUGCUAUCACCAGAGUUCUGCUGGAGCCCCGACAUAGGCCGACGGGCGGAGAUCCGCCGGCCACGCCUGCUCUGGGCGCCCAAAGAGUAUUCCUUGCUGCGUGGCUAG